Engraulis encrasicolus (European anchovy) is the source of this 4453-nucleotide messenger RNA. RefSeq names its product palmitoyl-protein thioesterase 2b (gene ppt2b). Gene Ontology annotation, molecular function: thiolester hydrolase activity. The coding region runs from base 506 to 1411 and encodes 301 amino acids. NCBI's taxonomy places the organism in Eukaryota, Metazoa, Chordata, Actinopteri, Clupeiformes, Engraulidae. The transcript has 8 exons. Gene Ontology annotation, cellular component: lysosome. The record is from RefSeq and is a predicted model, not a curated record.
UGGUUGAUCGUGCGACAUAUGUCAAAACAGGUAUUGCAGAAAGGCGUCAUGGUCAUUUUGUAAACUGUUUUAUUAAGACAUCUAAAGCAUUUUAAUUAAUUAUUGCGCCUUACCUUUGCUAAACCGGAAAUUACGCAACUGCUUCGCCCGGCGUGAUCAACAAACCGGAACAAACAGGUCGAAUUCGAUACAAAUGUGCAUACAAAUCUCAGUACACAGAGUUCUUAGGAGAUGAAAGGAGUGCGAGUAAAAAGAAAAGGGAAGCCCUACUGGACUAGACGGGCUUAUGGGAAGUGUUAAUGCCUGUAAAUGGGAUCUUAUGUAGCCGCAAGAUUGUGUCGCUGAGUGAUUCAAAUUCAAUGCGUUAAGUCACAGAGCAACUGCUACUCCGGUUGUAUUACUGUUAAGUCGUCUGCAUUUUAUUUUUUUUACCUAUUGUUUUUAAUUUAAGGGAGCUAUUAUUGUUUUUAAAGGGAGUAGCAAAGUCGCUGUUUAUAACCGCGUCAUGGAAAUGUCUUGCACAAGAGAACAUUAUCAAAGGAAAAGCGGGGCGCCAAGAGUUUUGUGGUGUCUUCUAGGAGCCUGUCUGUUCUCCGCUGUUUUGGGAUACCGACCGAUAGUAAUUGUCCAUGGACUAUUCGACAGCUCCACUGAUUUUGUCAACCUGAUACGCUUUAUCAACGAGUCCCACCCAGGUACCAACGUGUCGGUGAUCGACCUGUUCGACAGGAGCGCCAGCCUGCAGCCGCUAUGGAAACAGGUGGAGGGCUUCAAGGAGGCCAUCUAUCCCAUAAUGCAAAACGCUGACGACGGCGUCCAUUUCAUCUGCUACUCGCAAGGCGGGCUGAUCUGUCGGGGCAUUCUGUCCACGCUACCUGACCACAAUGUGCAGACCUUCAUCUCCCUCUCCUCCCCUCAGAUGGGUCAGUAUGGAGACACAGAUUACUUGUCUUGGGUCUUCCCCAAGUUCGUGAAGACGGAAGUGUACCACCUGUGCUACACGGCCUGGGGCCAGACGAUAUCCAUCUGCAACUACUGGAACGACCCUCAUCACAGAGACAUCUACUUAAACAGUAGUGAUUACCUGGCGAUACUGAACAACGAGAGAGAAAACCCCAACGCUACUGAGUGGAGAAACAACUUCCUGCGCAUCAAAAAGCUGGUGCUGAUUGGUGGACCAGAUGAUGGCGUCAUCACUCCUUGGGAGUCAAGCCAAUUUGGAUUUUACAACGAGAAUGAAACUGUUGUGGAAAUGAAGAACCAGGAGGUGUACCUGAGGGACACGUUUGGCCUGAAGACGCUGCAGGCUCGUGGGGACAUGGUGCUGUGUGCCCUGGCCGGUGUAGAGCACGUCAAGUGGCACUCAAACCAAACUGUCUUCACCACCUGCAUGGAGAAGUGGCUCACAUAAGGCCCUUCCCUCACAUAAGGCCCUUCUCAUCGUCCGCCAUUUUGGGUGCUCACUGCUCACCCAAAGCCCUUCCCUCCCGUCCAUCCACAGACGUUCUGCAACUUGGUUUGGGUACCGUGGGUACCGUAGGCCCUUCCCUUUCCUUAUUGUCCGCCAUUUUGGGUGCUCACCCAAAGCCCUUCCCUCCGCAGCUGUCCUCCAUCUUGGUUUUGGUACCAUGGGUAAUAUUCGAAAUGGUCACUCGCUCAUUCACUGUGUUAUAGUCUGAGGGGUCAGAGUAAAAGUAGAAGUAAAAACGUGCGAAAGUUUCCUUCCAGCAGUGGUGAUGUCACCAAUUAACUGGUCUGCAAUUACUGUAGACUGCAGUACCUGUAUUGUGAUCAGCUGAUUCUGCGCUGGUUGUGUCACAUUUCUUGCAGUUUUUUUCAAGGUUUUAGUUUUUUUCAGUAACAAUACAAUCAGUCUAGUAAGUACAAAGGAGUAACUGGUGUAACAACUAUGUAAUAUCAUGUCACUGGUGGUGUACUUGGACCAUGAAUUUACUUCUACUUUUACUUUCGACAUCUCUGACUGUAGUGCAAUUACACAGAGUAGAAAACAGUGUGACAGACACUCCAUACUGUGCACUAUGUAGUGAGUGAAUGAGGGAGCAUUUCGGACAGCGCCAUGGAUCCAACCCAAUCCACUCCACAAACAAACAAAACAAACCGUCCGUCCACUCAAAUCAUUUACCCACCGACUCACUCACCUACUCUACUGUACCUGUGCCUUUUCCUACAGAGAGUGAGAUGCACACAGUCAAUGCAAGUCAACACCAGACAAGCCAACGUUGGUAUCUUUUUCAGACGUGUUUCACACAUACAAAAACGAUAUACUAUAUUUUCAUGUGGUUUUAUCACAGUUCAGAGGACUACGCGAAACGCGUGUCCUCACCCUCUGCGUGGAAAAUGCUCAUUAGUCAACUGCGAUGGUUCUUACAGUUCGCUCGGCACACGGAAACACUCAACAUACAUCUUUUUGUACCAUUUGUCAAUGUGUGCCUAGAGUGCAAAUCUCAUACUGUAUGUUAUGUAUGAGACUUCGUCCAUUGGUAAAUUAUUGUGCCUGAGAACAUUUGCUGCCCCACUGCAAAGUGUAACAGUUUGGGUCAUUUAAGGGAAUUCAGUCAAUGCAAGAUUAUAUCAUGUUCAUUUGCAUAUUUAAUUAUGUUGUUUUAUGUCCUAUGUGACGAUGUUUUCAUUUUGUAGAGGAGACCUAUAGUACCUAGUAGAAAUCAUGCCUUAAGUGUUUGUUUAGUCCAUUGUAUCAGAAGUGCUUCACUACAUGUGAUCAUCCCUUGGUAACCACCUCUUGCAUCACUGAAGUGAGGAUGUUGAUCAAUUAAGGAGAUUGAUUAUAUGUAACUUGUAGAACAUAGAACCAACUUUAAAAACAGCAAAAAACUGACACCUGUUUAAAGGGCAACGUUUUUCAUGUUGGUUCUCUUGUUUACCUUUUUUGCAGUGUAUUAUACCAGGUAAAUAAGCAGUUUGUUUGUUUGUGAAUGUUACAUCUACAGACAAGCCAACACAUUGAAUAUCCAAAUAUUUCACCUCUCCAAACGUCCCCCUGCCCAUCCAUAAAAUCUGAUGCCCUAAAGACACAUUAUUACUGUGUAAGAGAGAAGAAAGGGAAAGGGAACAAAGGAAAGGAGGGGGAAAGUGUACUUCGGAAGAGAAGGGCAAUGCUAGACUGGCAUUUACCUAUCUAAGUGUAUUGCAUCCUUUAUUUUCCAUGUUAUUAUGACAUACCUCUCAUCCAGCUCAGACAAAUCUCAGGCGAGGAUUAGACAUCUUUUUUUGCAUAAAUGAGGCUCCUAAGAUGAAAACGGGCUGUUUUUAUUUUUCUGACAGUAGAUGUAUCAAUGUUCAUAAUUGUGCGUGUGCGUGUGCGUGUGCGUGUGUGUGUGAUGAGAGAGACAGGUGAGGGACUGUAAAGUUAGUUUGUACUUGCACAAUGUGGUUUAAAGGGUAAAUGGCUAUGGAACAUUAUCCUUUAGGAUGGCAAGAGAGAACCUUCUAGUGUAAAUAGUUUGGUGGAUAAUGGCAGUAUUGUAGUUUUUAAUGACCUUGUACAUAAUGCUUGUUUGUUUUUUUUCCCUUGCAUUUGAAAAAGGUAAAUGGAUUUUAACCAAACUAAAAGGAAUGUGGGAAAAUAAUUUCCUAAUUAUCGACUUUCAGUGUCUGUCUUGUUAUAGCAUCUUGUAUUUUGUUUAAUUUGAAAAAAAGGGAUUUUCUCUGUUGCAAAACACAGGUCAAAAUGUUAUUCAUUUUUUUCCCCAGUAGUAUUGACCUGAGACACCACCACUUAGCCAACACAUCUAAACAUUCUACCUUUGUCUUUUCUUAAUGUCAAGCCAUUUUUAUCAUGUCUUCUAUGUCAUCUUUUUAUGUCAUCUUUCUGACAUCACAUUGCAUAUAAUAUAAUAUUUCAGUGAGGGUCAGAGUUUUACUCACAUUGUGAACAGAAUCUGUUGGAAGAAGUUUAAAGGUCAUAAGGGCAAUGUUGAUGGUCAAUCAUAACGGGUUCCACAAAUAUCAGCGUGAUAAGUACAUAUACAAUGUCAAGGCUCAGAAUGGUUAAUGCUAUGGUUAUCUGACUUCAAUUAACUCUGUUCUUACAAGGAAAUAUCUGUGUUCACUUAUCUUUUGAACAAAGCAUUUUUUAAAAUUGGUGAAGUUUCAAGAUUUUAUGAUAUCUGAAAUGGAAACCUUUAAGAAGCUGUUUGACAUAAGGUGGCUUCUUUCCACCUAGUGAUUGGUUAUCAAUGUGAGCAGAGCAACAAAAAAAAUGCACGCUUUCUUUCUGCAGUGUAUCAUGACAGUUUUUUUUUUCCUGUUCUCUUUUCUAUAUGAAAUACAAAUUGUACCAAUGUGCUUUACACUUUCUAAGUAGACAUAUUUGUCCUUAACGUUUAUAUAUUUUAAAGUGAGUAAUUGUUGCCCUUGGAAUGUUGUUGAACUUUGUCUGCUCUGCUACAUUAAAUGGCAGUUUUAAAAUUGA